AUGAGCGAGCUCAGCGAAGCCAUGGAUCAGAUAUCGCGAAGCUUUGAACUUAACAGCACCACCACCAGUGCCACCGCCACCUCGACCAGUCUGGAGGAGGAGGGAGCGAUUACCGAUGGCAUCUUCGUCCAAUGCGAAGGACCGUGCAAGAAGAAGGUCAACCCGAAGAGGGCCAAGGUGUUCGGCAAGUGUGAUCACGUUGUGUGCGAGACUUGUGUCAACACUGAGCCACGGGCUUAUCAUAUUGUCGGUAAGGGUUUUUGUAGGUUUGAGGGCUUUUUUGAGACUUUUUGGAAUUUCUUUUAAUUUUUAAAAUUUUUUAGUUUUAAAAUUUUUUAAAAUUUUUAAAAUUAAAAAAAAUUUAAAUUUAAAACAAACCUACGAAGCUGGGCCGCCUUCCAAGCCGUAGCCAAACAACAAACGCUAUAUUAAAGUACAGCUGAUUUAGCGCCCGAGCUUGGCUGUCCGAAUCGUCGUUGUCUGUUGGACAGUUUGGUGGAGACCUCGAUGAAUGAGAAGGAACGCAAAGCCCUGAUCGAGGCCUCGCUUCAUUGCAAGGAUUCGCCGGAAAUGAUUCAGGAUGGUAGUGAAGAGGUGGGUCAUUUUUGAUUAUAUUGGGGGGGGGGAGGAUUUUUUUGGUUUUUUUGGGGGGGGGGGAGUGGAAUAAAAAGCCUUUGGUUACUUUUACCCCGCCUCCAUUACCCCUUACCUCUACUUCUCACCCCUACCUCUGCCCCAAUUCCCCACCUUUACCUCCUCUACCCCUACUCUACCCUUCCCCCUACCUUUACCUUUACUCUUACCUGUUUUCUACUUCUACUUCUAGUCUACCUUCUACCCUUACUUCUACCAUUUUCAGAUUCGAUUGAUCUACGUGCAGUUUGCGUUCCUGUCAGCGAAGGGGGAGGUGAAGGAUUGCUGGUCGGUCGAGUGCCAAUCCAACCAAACCAUCAAAGAGACGCUGGACUAUGGCAUAACGGACUCGAGCUUCAACGCCAAAACCUUUGACACGUAUUUUAUGCGCGGCAAUCACGAAGAGAUACCCGGCCACGACCAAUGGGUCAAGCUCACCGAACACCAAGACUCGGACAAUUUGAAGCAGAUUGUGGACAACGACGACAACACCUUGAUCAUAUUUCAAGAGAAAUGA
Molecule: messenger RNA, 1150 nt
Organism: Bursaphelenchus okinawaensis
Lineage: Eukaryota; Metazoa; Nematoda; Chromadorea; Rhabditida; Aphelenchoididae
Source: the annotation of a GenBank genome assembly